GUAAACAACAUUUAAUAAUUGCCAUGGUUCCAUAUGCAUUUCUAUCCUCUUUCUCUCUCUUUUUCUGUCCAAAAUAUUUGAAACAAUCAACUAUAGAAUGAAAGUCAACGAUGUUUUACUUAUAAAUAACCUUUGUUGAGUUUUAUGAGCUAUGUGUAUUUGUAUCAGAGAGCAUAGCAUAAGGGAAAUGAAGAGGAGUAGAGAUACUGAGAAGAGAUCAGAGAUAAACUCUGCCAUUGAAGAGCUUUCAGUUCUUGUUAUAGUCAAACCUGGAGAAAACCAUGAAGCUGCACCUGCACGCAUCCCAACCAAGCCUUUCCUAUCUCUAUGUUACAUGAUUCUACAAGUUCUUGAUAAGGUAGGCCCAACAAUGGUUGUUAUUAGACAAGACAUUGACCAGAAUAUUAAGAGGUUGGAAGCUAUGUAUGAAUCAAACCCUUUAAUCAAUUCAAAUUUAGUUGAGAUAUUGAAAUCAGAAACUAGCAAAGGCAUUGCAAAGAAGAGGAUCAGUGGCAGUAAAUCCUUUGUUUGGCUUACUAGAUCCUUGGAUCUCACAUCAGCAUUGUUACAAGCAUUACUAGUAAAAGAGCCUAAAAAGAAUAUGGAACAAGCAGUUCAAGAGUCUUAUGAUGCAACUUUGAAGCCAUGGCAUGGAUGGAUUUCAUCCGCGGCUUUCAGAGUUGCUAUAAAGCUAGUACCGGAUACUAAAACUUUCAUGGAUCUCAUCAGUGAAAAAGAUGAAGACUGUGACACCCUAACGGAGAAAAUGCAGAUUUUGGUUUCUUUGCUAGUGCCAUUUCUGGAGGAUAUCCAUUGUAUUCUAAAAGUGUAUAAAUUGGACAGGCUUAAAUCAAACUGAAGUUUAGAUAGAAAAGCUGAUCUAGAACUUUUCUUAGUGUAUAAUGAAUAGUUUGGUUUCAUGUAAAUUACUUGUACAGUAAAAUUUUGUAUCAUCAAGCUUUGUAGUUACAAGUUUGCAUCAAUGUAAGACUUUCAACAUAGCCUAAAAUCAAAAUGGAAAAAGUUGAAAUAA
This is a messenger RNA of Lathyrus oleraceus (garden pea), 1033 nucleotides long. RefSeq names its product glycolipid transfer protein 2. NCBI's taxonomy places the organism in Eukaryota, Viridiplantae, Streptophyta, Magnoliopsida, Fabales, Fabaceae. The transcript has 6 exons. Bases 152 to 859 code for a protein of 235 amino acids. Gene Ontology annotation, cellular component: cytoplasm; cytosol; membrane. Gene Ontology annotation, molecular function: ceramide 1-phosphate transfer activity; ceramide 1-phosphate binding. Gene Ontology annotation, biological process: ceramide transport; intermembrane lipid transfer. The record is from RefSeq and is a predicted model, not a curated record.